AUGGACGAAGAAACCAUGGCCGGGCCCGGUCAGGGCGGGGGUGCCAGCCCUUCACAACCAGCCCCAAGUGCACCAAGUGCCCCAAGUGAUCACACCAAGUUUCUGAAGGAUAUGUAUUCUCGAAGUGAGGAGAUCAUCACCAGGGAGUUGAGGAAAGAUCCGGUGGCGAUGCAUCGCGUCUACCUGGCCCUGUCCAUUUUGGCCAUCGCUUCUUGCCUGGCCUAUCUGCGUCAUGGCACCUUCGAGGCUGUGAUUUGCGUGCUGGUGGGUAGUGGUUUGACCGCAGGAAGUUGCUGGUUGGCGCUUUUCCUGACCAACCUUCUGGCAGAUUUUUUGGAAAAACUGUCCAAAUCUGGGUCAGGAAGCGCUUAUAGUAGCCUCGAAAGGGGGUCUGCAGGAAAAAGGAGAUGCUACAGCGUGCCAUCCAGUGCGCUCUUGGUGCUUUGGGCUGCUGCUGGAUGUCUUCCAGGCGUGAUGCUAGCACCAAUGAGUCGAUCCUAUCUCCUCUCCACGAUGUUGGUGAUCCUUUGUGGAGUAUCCUUGACCUUCCUCAUCGGAAUCCGAGAUCCUUUGUGCAACCUCCUGCCAUGUGAGCCCAACUCUCACUGA
Messenger RNA from Cladocopium goreaui, 609 nucleotides. The record is from the annotation of a GenBank genome assembly. Lineage: Eukaryota; Dinophyceae; Suessiales; Symbiodiniaceae.